GGAGGAGCUGCCACUCGGUAAUGGAAGCCAAUAAAGGUAAAGGGGAACAAGGGAUGCAAAACCCAGGUGGGCAGGUGGACAGACCUCCUGGUUAUCACUUCAUGGAAAGCAUGCUUCCCAAAGUAGUGAAGAGGCGAGUCCAUGCCCUGAAAAGGCUACAGGUGCAGUGUGCCAACAUAGAGGCCAAAUUCUACGAGGAAGUCCAUGAGCUAGAGAGGAAGUAUGCUGAUCUCUAUCAGCCACUGUUUGACAAGAGACGAGAAAUUGUCACAGGCACAGUGGAACCCACAGACGAAGAGUGUGAGUGGCACAGUGACAGAGAGGAAGAGGAGGAGCUAGCUGAGGAGGUAAAGGAAAAAGCUGCUAUUGAAGAUGCAAAGAAGGAGGAAGCCACGCCAGAGGAAGACCCAAAAGGGAUACCUGAUUUCUGGCUCACCAUAUUCAAGAGUGUGGACAUGCUCAGUGACAUGCUACAGGAACAUGAUGAGCCCAUCCUCAAGCACCUGAAAGAUAUUCAAGUCAAAUUUUCUGAGCCAGGACAGCCAAUGAGUUUCACAUUAGAGUUCCACUUUGAGUCCAAUGGUUACUUCAACAAUGCAGUCCUCACUAAAGUCUACAAGAUGAAGUCGGAGCCUGAUGCCUCAGACCCUUUCUCGUUUGAGGGGCCAGAGAUCAUCGACUGUGAAGGCUGUCAGAUAGACUGGCACAAGGGGAAGGAUGUGACUGUGAAAACUAUUAAGAAGAAGCAGAAGCAUAAAGGCCGUGGCACUGUCCGUACUGUUACCAAACAGGUCCCCAAUGACUCAUUCUUCAACUUCUUUAACCCUGUCAAAGCUUCACCAGAUGGAGAAAUGGACGAAGACUCUGAGUUCACUCUAGCCACAGACUUUGAGAUUGGUCAUUUCUUCCGUGAGAGAAUAGUUCCCAGGGCAGUGCUGUAUUUCACUGGAGAGGCCCUGGAAGAUGACGAGAGUUUUGAAGAGGAGGAGCUGGAAGAGGGAGAUGAAGAGGAGCAGGAUGAGGAGGAGGAUGAUGAUGAUGAGGGAGACUUUGACCCCAAGAAAGAACAGCCCCAGCCUGCCGAAUGCAAACAGCAGUAACCGUGGUGAUCAGGGGAGGCGGAGACCUGCUGUCCGUCAAAUCAAUUCUCAGCCAAUCAGCAAGUCCUCCUACUCUUGCAGGCUCCGCCCUUUUAUGAACUCUCAUCUGAACGCAAUAGAACGCAAACCAAACUGCGUUUUUAAUAUGUGCAUGACUUCUUUUUCUUUUGUCUUGCGCCCAUCUCACCCCUUUUUAUUUGGCUUCAUUCAGUCUCAAAGCGGAAAGUGACUUAACUCUAAUUAAACUACUAUGGCAUCGCAUAGGGACAGUCUUCUUCUUUGGUAAGGUGGAGUACGUUACUACUGCCAAGAACCUCAGAACAUCAUCAUAAGGAAAACAGAUAGGAAAGGAAUGAAUCCCAACUUUAGUUUUCAUGGAAAUAAAUCAGUUACUCAGGGUUUUUUAAUGCCAACAAGAGAAGUGCUAGUUUACCAGGAAACUGUUGAACAAGUCCGACUUAAUCUUUCACUGGGGUUGCUGAAGCGUUUUUUCUUUCGUUAUGGUGUUUUUUAAGAGACAUACAAUGUAUCAUUUUGAAUUUAAUUUACUUUUUUAAAUGUUCAUUGUCAUGUCAUUGGACUAUUUAUUCUCUGGUGUCAUGCAGCUGUAUGAAGUGGUGCAUUUUGGGUACUUUUAAGGCCCAGCCACAGUUAUAGGCUCAUUAUCAUUGGCCCAAAUCUCAUUUGGGCUUAGCAGGUCAACAAAACGUGAAUACUGCCAAGUCUUUUUUUUUUCCUUUUAAAUUAUUAUUACGAUUGAAAUUAAUUUAAAAAAGAACUAAAGAAUUGCGUUCUGCAUUAUUGCUGCUCAAUUCGUCCCAGGUCUACUGGGCUUAACAAGCAUUUAAACUGAGCACUUGAGUGGACGCAUAACACCAGUUAACAUAAUGUGACAGGCAUGAGGUGACACCUCUAAACUGUCGUAUAUAGCUCUUCCCAGUUUCAAACCUGAAAUGUGCUUUUGAACCUGAACAAGCAUCAUAAGAACAAUUUAAGAAAACAAGACAUUUAAACAGUUUAGGUUUCUCUCCUAGUAAGACGUUUUCAGCUUGUUGGAUUUCCCCAUCCUGAGCAUUGCAUCCAGUCUGGUGAACAUUUCCCUGAAUAUAACACAUUUCAGCAGACACAGUGGCUGACCUGCAACCUGUUUUUGGUUGUUAUCACGUAUCUAGUUCUUAACAAAUGUCAUUUAAAGUCAGUGAUGGGACAGGGUGCGGGAUGUUUGGGUCAAAUGUAAAUUCUGUUGCCAAGAAGCCAAAAUGAAAGACAAAACACACCGUCCUCUUUUACUCAGUUGUUUGCCAAUUGUCAUUAACAAAGUGUAAUCUAAUUCAGCGUUUAAAGUUGUUUAAAAAUAUAUAAAUAUUUCUGUUAUUGUCUAAUGAUUCAGUAGAAUGUCUGUGGAAAACAAAUAGAAAAGGUUGCCAAUGUAUUUUAUACACUGCACUUGGAUUUUGGCCGUUUGGUUGUGCACCUUCGCCUGGUGACUGGUCAGCGGAGGCAGUUGCGGUAAAAAUAAUACCCACCCCUUUUUUCUUUUUAAAAAGAACGAUUGUAGAUCUCGUUGGACGGAUCUCUCAGAGCCACGGUUGACAUCUUCAAAUCUACCACAUUGGACCGUGUGCUAGCAAUGGCCUUAACUGGUUCUUAUUCACAAUUUGUUACUUGCGCAAUAUUUCUUUUCAAUUUGUACAGAGUUAGUUAAAAUAUUCUAUUAAAGUUGUGCGACAUGGAAAUGGG
This is a messenger RNA of Plectropomus leopardus (leopard coralgrouper), 2840 nucleotides long. It is a transcript of the gene nap1l4a, whose product is annotated as nucleosome assembly protein 1-like 4a. The record is from RefSeq and is a predicted model, not a curated record. Gene Ontology annotation, cellular component: nucleus. Lineage: Eukaryota; Metazoa; Chordata; Actinopteri; Perciformes; Serranidae. Gene Ontology annotation, biological process: nucleosome assembly.